Messenger RNA from Protopolystoma xenopodis, 414 nucleotides. Lineage: Eukaryota; Metazoa; Platyhelminthes; Monogenea; Polystomatidea; Polystomatidae. The record is from the annotation of a GenBank genome assembly.
CGCAACCUAACUGAAAAGGAGCCAUCCGGUUAUUGUGAAUGCUGCUCCGUUUCAUUCAAAAAUCUGCAUGAGCAUCUUAAAUGCUCUGAUCACCAGCAAUUUGCCUCGAAUCCUGAGAAUUUUCGACUGCUCGAUUCAGUUAUUGAAAAAUUGCCCACGUUUUCCGAAUUCCUCGCUCAACGCUCCAACCAACUCUCACCGCGGCCCAAUGAUGUUGAAUCGUCUUCUAUGCCCUCGUCAGUCUACCGUGUGAUAUCACCUCUUGCAAAAGCUGAUGAAAUUGCCAAAUCAAGCACUUGCAAGCUCAAGGUUACUCUUUUUAUCAUCACAUAUUUUACUUUCACGAUUGAGUUCGUAUUAAUUAUUCUUGCUCAGUCGCUAAUAAUGCUUGCACUAGCUGCAGGACUCUCUUAA